This is a messenger RNA of Capsella rubella, 980 nucleotides long. Its product is annotated as acyl-protein thioesterase 1. NCBI's taxonomy places the organism in Eukaryota, Viridiplantae, Streptophyta, Magnoliopsida, Brassicales, Brassicaceae. The transcript is spliced from 9 exons. Gene Ontology annotation, molecular function: hydrolase activity. The coding region runs from base 46 to 798 and encodes 250 amino acids. The record is from RefSeq and is a predicted model, not a curated record.
UCUUAUAUCUUUCAUCUCUAGUGCAACUUCUUCUCAUAUCAAAACAUGGCUUCUAGUUCUCGUUCAAGAAAAGAAAAAGCUUCUUCUUCAAAAGAAAAGAAAAAUGUGGCUUCUGGUAAUGCCAUUGCUUGUGGAAACACUACAAUAGUUCCACCAACAGGAAUUCACAAGGCAACUAUACUCUGGCUUCAUGACAUCGCGGAGAAUGGCCGAGAGUCAGGUACGUUUGUACGCAAAUUGAAUCUUCCAAAUGUAAAAUGGAUUUGUCCGACUGCUCCAACACGCCCCGUUAACUACUUGGGUGGAAUCCAAGCUACUGCUUGGUUCGAUGCCACGGGAAUUUCUGAGAACAUGACAGACGAUAUGGUUUCUUUAAAUUCUACAGCUGGGUUUGUUGUUAACCUUCUAAAAGAUGAACCAAGCAAUGUCAAGAUAGGACUAGGAGGUAUCGGCAUGGGUGCAGCGGCAGCUCUCUACUUUUCGACUUCUCAUAUCACUGGAUGGGAACAAACCAUAAGACGACUAAGAACUAUUGUAGGGAUCAACGGAUGGCUUCCUGCUUGGAGAAACUUCCGCCGCAACCCAAGUCUCGCUCCAUCCCUACAAAUCUUACUUACACAUGGAACUUGUGAUACUAUAGUUCCCUUCCAAGUUGGAAACAAGUGUUCUGAUAUUCUCCGCACGGCUGGAUUUUCAGUUACAUUCAUACCAUACGAAGGGCAUCAUUAUGCAAUUCUAACAAAUUUACCAGUAAUUAAUGGUGUUCGUACGUGGCUCACAACAAACCUCCAAGUCUAGGGUCAAUGCUCACCAGUGAGUAGAGAAACGAAUUGGAGAGAAAAUUAUUAUACAAUAAACUAUAUAUAAUGGCAUAUUUAAUUUUUAUUAAUUUUCUCUUUUUUUUUUUGUUCAUAAUCAAUAAUAUAUAUGCAAUGUAUUCUUCAUUAGGAACCUUUAAAUAACUAAAAUUUAUUUUUCCA